UUGGGCGUGGUUUUGGCUGAUGUGAGGUGGCUGUUGUCGGGCAGAACAAGGGGUCGAGGCUUCAUUUGAGUGUCUGACUAAUUUAUUAGUUUUAACUAUUUUAGAUAUGGAUAUCCACAAGCCGAGGAGCAGCAACCAGACGUCACCUUCCCUGAAGUUGUCCAAUGGUUACAUUCUGCCAGAGGGAAAACUGACUCCCAACGCCCUGUUUGUUGGUGGGAUAGACAUGAAGGUGGAUGAAAAUGAAAUGCGGGACUUCUUUGCGAGAUAUGGUGCUGUUAAGGAAGUAAAAAUUAUCACAUACCGUGGAGGUAUCUGCAAAGGGUAUGGCUUUGUGUACUUCAAUGAAGAUGUCAACAUUCAGUCAAUCAUUGAUCAACAGAUCAGUUUUAAGGGCCGAAAACUGAAGCUGGGCCCUGCCAUCAUGAAAGAAAGGAGCUCCCGGUCUAUGCCAUCCCGUCUGGUUGGCCCAGCUCCUUGGAUGAGCCCCACCCAGUACUUCUACUGUGCUUGCUGCUCACCCGUGGGAGGGAGUAUGGCACAACCUUCGCCCGUACUCAGCAAUAGCAGCCCCUACAAUCAGCCAUACUCCUAUUCCAACUUUGGAGGGGUGAUGAUCCCACAGAUGCCAAUGAACUACGCACAGAACGUCUAUGCCUACCAGUACACUCCACCUCACUGGACGGCGGACCAGAGGACACGGCCUGUCAAUCAGAGCUUUGUGGACUGUGGAGUCCAGACUAUGUUGACUGUGCUGUAGUCCACUGCUACUGAGCCUCCUGCCAGAUAUGGGCUACAGUGAGUCAAAAUGCAGACAGGAUGACACCUUGAUGUUCCGGACGGCUGGAAGCGACCCACCUCCUCAGACUGUUUUCAGUAUUCCCUCUUCUGUCCUUUCUUCCCUCAAUUUCUGAGACCCAUUUUAAAACCAGACUACAGGAGCUCUUGACUUUAACUGUACUAGUUUGAUCACAGUCACUUUGACCACAACUUGUGUGACGCGUCAGCUGUUUUUAACCCACAUGGAUCACUGUAACAAUCACACAGGAAGAGCAAAGCACCCUCAUGGUACCAGCUGAUAAAUGGGCUCACAUCCUUCAGUCUUUUUUGUUUUUCUUUGUUAAUUAUCCCAAACAAAAGAUGGAAAAGACUUUUAAGCUCACCCCUUUUGCCUAUUUAUAUUUUAUGUUUUAUUAUUUAAUUUUGGUAUUAUUUUAAAUGUUUGUUUGGUUUGGGCUUUUUAGCCUCUGUAAGGGCUCUCUGUACAUAAAAGCUAUGUUUAUAUACAUUGUAACAAUGUUUUGACAGCGGUCUGGUUGUUUCAGCAUUGGAGUAUGCUUCUUAAACUCCACUUCAGAUCUAAUACUUGGUACAUGAUUUGAAUUUUCAUUAAUUUACUACAGCAUAAGGGUACUUGGUCAUUAUAUUAAUUUCAAACAUUUAUUUUGCGCUAUAUUUUAUUUCAUUGGGUGUUGGUCGAGGUGGUAAAUGAAAGGCAGUUUUGUCACAUUAUAGCGCCUCAUUGGUAUUACUGAUUUCUUGUCUUGGUCAAACACCAGACUUUUCAAGGUUAGUUGUGGCACAUUGAUCAUCUGUGUGUGUUACACCUCUACGCUGUCCCAUCCUGUGACCACUCUUUCUCAAAUGGUUCCAGGGGUUCACCCUCAAGGACAAUCACGGCAUCAAUUUUGUUUCCCAUUACUCAUAAAUCAACUUAAAUUUGGGAGAAAAAAAGUGGAAAGCAGUUUUAAUCCACUUUGAAAAUGAAGGACAUGAUUUAAAGUAAGGCGCUCUAUUACAUCUGUUUGGGGAAAAUGUUCACUGUACAUGGUUCACUUUAUACUGGUUCAUUGCAACAUUGUGGGUUUUAAUUUAGUCGAGUUGCAGGAAGCAUUUUACUGACAUUGCAUGUGUGACCAAUACUUUUUUUUUUUUUUUUUUUUUUUCAAUAAGUGCACUUGGUAUGUUACAAGUUUAAUUUUAGGAGCAGCUUUGUAUGAUUGGAGAUGCACAUUUGGUGUAUGGUACACAUCACAGAUUUUGUCAUCCUUUGAUCUCACAGUCUCCUGUAUGUAGACAUCUGAUUGUAUUGAUGGGAUUGUUUUGUUCAGAGAACCUAGACACGACACUUGUUAGGUUUUGGUUAUUGUUAGUGUUCAUGUUUUGCAGGGUUUGGAUAUUUCUGUUUGAAAAAUAAAAGUUAAAACUGUUAUCA
Molecule: messenger RNA, 2215 nt
Organism: Seriola aureovittata
Lineage: Eukaryota; Metazoa; Chordata; Actinopteri; Carangiformes; Carangidae
Gene: dazl
Product: deleted in azoospermia-like
Exons: 10
Coding region: 107-760 (217 amino acids)
Molecular function (GO): mRNA 3'-UTR binding
Source: RefSeq, a predicted model, not a curated record